Messenger RNA from Rhipicephalus microplus (southern cattle tick), 2243 nucleotides. RefSeq lists its product as uncharacterized. Lineage: Eukaryota; Metazoa; Arthropoda; Arachnida; Ixodida; Ixodidae. The record is from RefSeq and is a predicted model, not a curated record.
AGCUGCGGGAUAAGGUCACAACGCUUGGCCAGUAAGCGUUGAUAAAGGGGAAAGACGGGCUUUUUCACCAUGAACGGAAAACUUCUGGCCGCAGUCCUAACCGUCCUAUGCUUUGCCUUUGCAGACAGAGCUGCUGCAUUUGUAAAGGGAGCAGGGCAGCUUAGUUAUGGCUUGGGAGGAGGCUAUGGAGGCCUAGGAGGCUUUGGCGGCCUAGGAAGCUUCGGUGGCCUAGGAGGUUUUGGUGGCAUUGGAGGCUAUCGCGUUCUCGGAGGCUACAAUGGUCUCGGUGGCCUAGGAAGCCUUGGUGGCUUCGGAGGUCUGAGUGGCGUAGGAAGCCUUGGAGGUCUCGGUGGCUAUAGCAGCUAUGGUGUCCUCGGAGGUUACAGUGGCCUAGGAGGUGUCGGAGGCCUUGGUAACCUAGGAGGACUCAGUAGUCUAGGAUACUUUGGAGGUCUCGGUGGCUAUGGAGGUUCUCGUGUCCUCGGAGGUUACAGCAGCCUUGGAGGCCUAGGAAGCCUUGGUGGUCUAGGAGGUGUCAGUGGCCUAGGAAACUUCGGAGGUCUUGGUGCCUAUGGAGGCUAUCGUGUCCUCGGAGGUUACAGUGGCCUUGGAGGCCUAGGAAACCUUGGUGGCCUAGGAAGUCUCAGUGGCCUAGGAAGCCUGAGAGGUCUUGGUAACUAUGGAGGUUAUCGUGUCAUCGGAGGUUACAGUGGCCUUGGAGGUCUAGGAAGCCUCGGUGGCCUGGGAGGUCUUAAUGGCCUAGGAAGCCUUAGUGGUCUUGGUGGCUAUGGAGGUUAUCGUGUCCUAGGAGGUUACAGUGGUCUCGGAGGUCUAUCAGGGUAUGGAGGUCUUUCUGGUCUAGGAAGUCUCUAUGGCCUUGGCGGACUUUCAGGUCUCUCUGGACUUUAUGGAAGCUCCCUUGCUCUGUCAGGUCUUAGCGGAGGCCUCAGAGGACUAGGUGGACUGUACGGGCUUGGUGGUUAUUCUGGUCUUAGUGGACUCUCAGGGUUGUACGGAGGUUACUCAGGCCUUGGAGGCCUCUCUGGUCUCAUGGGAGGUUAUGGAGGUUACUCCGGCCUCCUCAACGGUGGUUACUUGGGUGGAUCCUCAGGAGUUUUCGGAGCCUAUAACCCAUCUGUAUUUUCAUACGGUACCCGAUUCGGUUCAGUAGGCUACCCAGGUUCAUUCGGAGGACUAAAUGCACGUGUUGUGGGAGGUUAUCCCGGAGUCGCUGGACUCUACGGAAGCUCUAUUGGUCUCUCAGGACUUGGAGGCUUCUCUGGACUCCUGGGAGGCUAUUCAGGCUUGUCAGGUCUUUCGACUUUGUACGGGGGAUACCCAGGCGUUUUGGGUGGACUCAGCGGUCUUGGAGGAUCUCUAGGACUUUUCGGUCGUGGUUUUGGUCUCUCCGGUCUGUCUGGCGGUUACUACGGACCCCUAAGCAGUGGUUACUUGGGUGGCUCUUCAGGACUUUUCGGACUCUCUAGCCCAUCUGUAUACUCAUAUGGCGGCUCACUCGGCUCGCUAGGCUACCCAGGAUCUUUGGGAGGUCUUUAUGGAGGACUUAGAGGAGUCAUUGGAGGCUACACUGGUCUGAGAGGGCUUUCAGGACUGUACGGAGGAUACCCAGGACUCUCUGGCCUGUCCGGACUUCUCGGAGGUUACUCUGGCCUUUCCGGCAUGUACGGAAGUUACCCUGGUUUUUCCGGUCUUUCCGGCGUAUUCGGAAGCUACCCACGUUCAUUCGGCCUCUCUGGCACAUAUGGUAGCGGUUAUGGCAGCUCACUUGGAUACGGCCCCUUCGGAGGCUUUGGCUACCCUGGCGUUUACGGUGGGAGAUUGGGUGGAUUCGGUGGCUACGGAUUUGGUGGCCUAAGUGGAUUCGGCGGCCUUGGUGGAUUCGGCGGUCUUGGUGGAUUCGGCGGUCUUAAUGGAUUUGGCGGCCUUGGAGGAUUUGGUUCAUUCAGUCCCGUCUCUGGAACUUUCCGUAACCUGGGAACAACCUCAAGCAUUGGUGUUCUUCCUGGUGUUGCUUCAGGAGCAGGACCUAUUAGCGGCGUGAAGGGAGUGAAGACUGUUGUGGUCUGAAAAGCAAGUUAUUUCCUCUUCUUCAUUACAUACGAAGUCAAGAAAACGAACCGAUAAACAAUAAAAUAUGGGCUUCAAAAAUCUACUGAAGCCACGGAAACUGCAGCAAGGCACCAUCCCCUACUACCUUGCAAAAUAAACUGUUCGUGACGCUA